Capsicum annuum is the source of this 709-nucleotide messenger RNA. Its product is annotated as CCR4-NOT transcription complex subunit 9-like. Gene Ontology annotation, biological process: mRNA catabolic process; negative regulation of translation. Gene Ontology annotation, cellular component: P-body; CCR4-NOT core complex; CCR4-NOT complex. Lineage: Eukaryota; Viridiplantae; Streptophyta; Magnoliopsida; Solanales; Solanaceae. The record is from RefSeq and is a predicted model, not a curated record.
AUACAACAAGCGAGUCUAGACCAUUUGAGUAUUUGAGGCUUACAAGCCUAGGUGUCAUUGGUGCUGUCGUGAAGGCAGAUGACACUGACAUUAUCAGGGUUCUUCUUCCAACACAGAUAAUUCAGCGGUGCUUGCGUGCGAUGCAGAUGGGAAGUGAACUGUCAAAAACAGUUGCAACUUUCAUUCUGCGAAGAUGCCUUCUAGAUAAUUUAUGUUUGAGUUACAUCUGUACCACACCAGAAUUGUUUUUUGCGGUAGUCCAAGUUUUAGGGAUUAUGGUUGGCGCAUUGGCUGAACAACCUUCAUCUAUUCUGCUGAAACACAUAAUUAGGUGCUAUCUUCGUUUGUCUUAUAAUCGAAGGGCAUGUGAUGUACUGAGGACUCAUCUUCCUCUUAUUCUUAGAGAUACCACCUUCAGCAGUCGUCUUAGUGAGGAUUGUGUGACGAAGAAGUGGCUGCAGCAAUUGCUUGACAACGUUGAUGGGAAUCGGAGGAUUUGAUUGUAAUUCUAGUGAACUGAAUUCAUAAAACUCGGGACUUAAAUCAGGAUCUUUUGAUGGAUUAGUUAAGGUGCAUAUUUGGUGUGCAUUUCUUGUACUGUACUUGGGAUCUUUUAUUGGAGUAUUUAAGGUGCAUCUUUGGAAUGCAUUUCUUUUCUUAAAUUAGGAUCUUUUGUUGUUGUAUUGAAGGAAGGAGAGCCUUGGAGUAA